CCCAGAAGAUUUCUUAAAAAAACCCUAAUCGUCAAGAGACACUCCCUCCCAAAAUCCCCAAUCAUCCUAACCUUCGAUCAUUGUCAGAAACGUUCCCAUUCUGACAUGCGAUCUCAUUGAUGCACCAUUUUCAACUGUUUGUAGUCAUCAGUUUAAUUCGAGCUUCCGGGUUUUUAAAACUGUUGUCGAAUAAGGUUUUCUUCAGCCCAAUCAAUUAACAAUGUCAGAGGACGUGCUUUUACACUUCACCUCAAACUCCUCUAAUCAAUCCGACCAAUCUUUACCAUCAAAAAUUGCAAAACUCGAAGCACGAAUGGUGGGUAAAACCUCCACGGCUGUGGUGUCUCCUCUUCAGCUUCCUGCUGCACAAGUCGGAGCGACGCGGUCGUCAGUUUCUUCUUCUUCUGCUGCUUCCAAGUUUGGAGCUAAUGCUGCUGGUGGGAUUUGUGCUGAAUCAUUAGAUUCCAGCGAUUCAGAAGAGGAUGAUACCAAUGGAAGAGAGUUUCUCAUACAAGCUAACUUUCAGAAGCGUAGAAAGCUUGCGGAUGAUGCUGACUCAACUGCAGCCGAUCAGAUUAAGUCAUCCUUAAUGGAAAAAAUCCAGGUAGUUGCAGAUGUUAGACAAAAAGUUGUGGAAACUGUGGAAGUUAAGAGCGGCUCAGAUGUAAACAGGAGAAAACAAACCCGUGGUAAGGGAAAUUCUAAUCCAACGAGAGGACGUGGUUCCUUGGUUAAUGACCAGACAAGAAUACAAAAUUCCAGCUUAGUGCUUCGGUCAUCAAACGGUCUUCUCGAGAACUCACAUAAAAAGGAGAGUAGUAGACCAAAAGAACAACUUGGACAAAACGAACGUGCUUCAUUAGAGGAGGAAGUCACUUCAUUGCGUGCCAAAAUAAUGACACUAGAGGAGGACUUACGAAAAGCACGCCAAGAGGCCUCGGAUUAUCAUCAUCUAUGCCAGCAGUUGGAAAAGGAACUUAAGGAGCUUAAAAAUAGUGAACAGCAGGUGAAACCAAAAAGAAUGAAAGUCAUAUCUGAUCUGCUGAUAUCUGUGUCUAAAGCUGAGAGACAAGAAGCGAGAAUGAAAAUACGACAUGAUUCUUUGAGACUUGGCAAUGUGGGUGUUAUCAGAGCUGGAACAGUAAUAUCCGAGACUUGGGAAGAUGGGCAAGAUGUUAAGGAUCUUAAUGCUCAGCUGAGGCGUUUGUUAGAAUUGAGGGAGGCUGUUGAGAGGCAGCGGAAAUCAUUAAAGAAAAAGCAGCCAGAUAGGGGUGAUGUAGCUGAAGCCGAGUCAGGAGCUCCAGAAGAAGACGCCAUCAUCCAGGACGAAAUCUACAAAUCUCGUCUAGCCAGCAUCAAGCGUGAAGAGGAAAGCUAUGUGCGCGAACGAGAUCGGUAUGAACUAGAGAAGGGGCGACUUAUACGUGAAAUGAAACGUAUUAGGGAUGAGGAUGGUUCUCGUUUUAAUAAUUACCAGAUCCUGAACCAUCGAUAUGCCCUCUUAAACCUUCUUGGGAAAGGAGGAUUCAGUGAAGUUUACAAGGCAUUUGAUUUGGUGGAGUAUAGAUAUGUUGCAUGUAAGCUUCAUGGUUUAAAUGCCCAAUGGAGCGAGGAUAAGAAGCAAAGUUACAUACGUCAUGCUAUACGAGAAUACAAUAUUCAUAAGACCUUGGUACACCAUCACAUUGUUCGGCUAUGGGACAUCUUUGAGAUAGAUCAAAAUACUUUUUGCACGAUUUUGGAGUAUUGCAGCGGUAAAGAUCUCGAUGCUGUUCUUAAAGCAACCCCCAUACUGCCAGAGAAAGAAGCUCGGAUAAUUAUUUUUCAGAUAUUUCAAGGACUUGUUUACUUGAACAAAAGAAACCAGAGGAUUAUUCAUUAUGAUUUGAAGCCUGGGAAUGUCCUCUUUGACGAAUUUGGUGUUGCAAAAGUAACUGAUUUUGGUCUUAGCAAGAUUGUGGAGGAUGAUGUCGGAUCCCAAGGCAUGGAGCUUACAUCUCAGGGAGCCGGAACGUAUUGGUACCUUCCUCCAGAAUGCUUUGAGCUUAGUAAGAUCCCUCUCAUUUCGUCAAAGGUUGAUGUAUGGUCAGCUGGUAUUCUGUUGUACCAAAUGCUUUUUGGAAGACGCCCUUUCGGGCAUGAUCAGACACAAGAACGCAUAUUGCGUGAAGAUACCAUAAUCAAAGCCCGAAAAGUUGAAUUUCCAUCUAGACCAUCUGUGUCUAAUGAAGCAAAGGAAUUUAUUCGGCGAUGCCUAAUGUAUAACCAGGAAGAAAGACCAGAUGUGUUAACUAUUGCUCAAGAUCCGUACCUCAUAUAUUCCAAGAAAUGACACCAAACAAUGGAGAUAAAAAGUCGCCCCAGUAACCAACCACAGGAGUAGGGUCCAUUGGCACCCUGGUGAAGUCUGAGAAAACUACAAGCAGCCCAAAAACCCACAGCAGAUAUAUGGGAAAUUUUCCAGGAAUCAGGUUUUUACACCCCACUCUGCAAAACAAUUGUAUUCUUUGUAUGGGUUUCUUUUUGUAUGUAAAUAUGGAAGAGUUUUUUAGCUUCAUGGUGAAGUUAUUAUGGUGGAUUUUUUCAGAAUAUUAUGGUUUUUGCUCUGUGGUUGUCAAUAAGUUCCUUAAU
Messenger RNA from Cynara cardunculus var. scolymus (artichoke), 2631 nucleotides. RefSeq names its product serine/threonine-protein kinase TOUSLED. Gene Ontology annotation, biological process: peptidyl-serine phosphorylation; chromosome segregation; intracellular signal transduction. Bases 221 to 2332 code for a protein of 703 amino acids. Gene Ontology annotation, cellular component: nucleus. Gene Ontology annotation, molecular function: ATP binding; protein serine/threonine kinase activity. The transcript has 16 exons. The record is from RefSeq and is a predicted model, not a curated record. Lineage: Eukaryota; Viridiplantae; Streptophyta; Magnoliopsida; Asterales; Asteraceae.